AUGAUUGGUACAGCAAAUCGAACAAUAUUUAAUGUCACGCAAGAUAACUGUAUUUGUGAAAUGGUCUCAUUCAAUGGAUCGGUGUCUGCGAUGAAUUAUUUUGCUAUCAAUCAAACUUGUCAAUUAUUUAUUUUGGAUAAUAAUUCGAUCGUUGUGGAUUUUUAUUUUCCUUCAUCUUUGAUAUUUAUCAAUCGAACAGCGAUAUCAUUAACACGAUAUAUCAACCAAGCGACAUCAUCAACAGCAGGGUCUUCUUCAACAAUGUUAACUACGACGAUCGGAUGCAAUCAAACGUUUCUUAAUUACACAACGUAUUCAAUGGGUAGUAGUACAAAUUAUGUAGCCGUAAAUGAUAUUAAUAGUGACAUGAAACCUGAUAUUCUUACAGUCAAUACUGGUUCAAAUAAUAUGGGUGUUCGUCUAAACAAAGGUGAUAAUACAUUUUCUUCUUCAACAUUUUACGUAGUCGAUAGUCAACCAUUUGCAAUAGCCGUCGCCGAUCUUAAUAAUGAUACUUACCCCGAUGUUAUUGUUACAAAUUCUGGAUCAAAAAAUAUUGGUAUUCUUAUGAACAAUGGUAAUGGAACAUUUCGUUCUCAAUAUACUUUAUACUCGAAUUCAAAUCCACAUCCAUUGGCAGUAGCUGAUCUAGAUAAUGAUAAUCAACCUGAUAUUCUUUAUUCAACAUGGUCUACAACUACCGUGGGUGUGUUUUUUAAUCAAGUAUCUGAUGUCAAUAAAGAUAAUCAACCUGAUAUAAUCACAGUAAAUCAGAAUUCAAAUAGUGUCAUCAUUCUGAUCAAUCAAGGAAACCGAACAUUUCUUUAUCAGUCAACAAUAUCAGUUGGCAAUGGUCCAUAUUCAUUAGCAGUUGCCGAUAUUGAUGGUGAUAAUAUUGUAGAUAUCGCUGUCGGCAAUAAAAAUGCCGGUACAGUUAGUGUUUUAAUUAAUCGUGGUAAUGGUACAUUUCUCAAUCAUGUCGUUUAUAAUGUCGGUAGUUCUCCAUACGCUGUAAAAAUCCAUGAUAUAAAUCUUGAUAACUAUCCCGAUAUUAUUGUUGUAAAUUACAAUUCAAAAAAUAUCGGUAUUCUUUUAAAUAAAGGUAAUGGAACAUUUUUCGACCAAAUUACUUUUCCAAUCGGUACCCAACCAACAUCAUUGGCAGUUGUCGAUGUUAAUGAUGAUAAUAAACCUGACGUGAUCGUUACGAAUUCUGGCGAUAAUAAUGUUGGUGUUCUCUUACAUUGUUAA
Adineta ricciae is the source of this 1251-nucleotide messenger RNA. Lineage: Eukaryota; Metazoa; Rotifera; Eurotatoria; Adinetida; Adinetidae. The record is from the annotation of a GenBank genome assembly.